Striga asiatica is the source of this 732-nucleotide messenger RNA. The record is from the annotation of a GenBank genome assembly. NCBI's taxonomy places the organism in Eukaryota, Viridiplantae, Streptophyta, Magnoliopsida, Lamiales, Orobanchaceae.
AUGGAUGAAUAUUUAGACUAUUCGAAUAGGUGGAUUUUUACUAAAAGGUGUUGUCCAAAAGAUCGGAAGUUGAGCGAAUGUUGUCAAGGGUUGGGGGAUUCGGUUGAGAUUUACCUUCUAUUUCAGGCAAGGGAGGUUUUGCUGCAGUUUUUCCUAAAGAAAAAAAUGGCAAUGCUUAACACGAGUGACCAAAAAUACGCUAUAUUUGUCAGAUCCGAGGCCACCCUUAGGUCUUGGCUUUCAGAAAUGGGCGAUAGCCCCUCGAACCCGAACCUACUAGUACUAGAUUUAGACUAUAUGGAUUGUUGCCUAGUAGCUGGCCAAGAUCCAAGACACAAGGGUCGACUCAUAUUUAAAGCUUCACUUCGCUUCGCUUCGUUUGUUGGGUCUUCUUUUCUUCGGGUGAUAACGCCGGUCACAUGUAUAGGAGACCAACUGGGCAUUGGUCAUGGUAUAAAAUAUCUUAUAGAAGCUCAUAAAGGUCCAUUUACGGGUCAGGGCCAGAAAGCCUAUAUGAGAUCCAUGGGUAAUAUUGAUAGGUCAAAAGCAAUGUUGAAAUUCUGCUGCAUCACAUUUCCGAGUAUGGCUGUAUUUCUCCCGAGUAAAGAUGACGGAAGGAUCGCGAGGCAGAAAAGAUUAUCAUCGGCCUCAACGAACACAUUAUCCGGUGUCAACUCCAUGUAUGCUCGGUUCUGGAAAUGCAACUUCACUUUCGGGAACGGUUUGAGAUAA